GAAGGUGAUGGGCUUGUGGCAUCAAAAGCAGGUUAGAUACCCUUUCCGUGCUAGGAGGACAACCAUGAGAAUGCCUCGUCUGCUGCCGACAAUGUGACUGAGCCGACGUCGGCCCCCGACGACCUGACCGAGCCGCCCUGCACCCCUAACGAUGUGACGGACCCCCUGGACAUCCGAGACGCAGAGGCGCACCUGAGGAUGAAGCCACAGGUGGAGCUGGAGAACCUGCACCGCGGCCUGGCCAACACGGAGGGGGAGAUGGACACCUGGGUCCAGAUGGAGCAGCCAAGCAACAAGCAGGCCCGCGCCCUGGCCACUCAGCUGGAGAAGAUGCGCCUCGACAUGGAGCUCACCAUGACCAGGUACCGCUAUGAGGACAAGGAGAAGCAGCGGCAGCAUGAGGAGAAGAUGGAAGCCAUGCGCCAGCAGGCACUGUCAACAGCACAGCCUUCUGGGGGGAGCCAUCAUUUCCUGUUACCUCAGGACCAGUUCACCUUGUUCCUGUAUUGCUUCAUCUUCAUACACGUCAUCUACAUAGCGAAGGAACUGGUGUUCUUCUUCAUUAAGAAGCACGAGAUGUUUGCCAUCGGUGUCAUCCUCAUAUGUGCCAUUAAAAUAUUCUGGAAGUAAGA
Lacerta agilis (Sand lizard) is the source of this 632-nucleotide messenger RNA. Its product is annotated as transmembrane protein 247-like. The coding region runs from base 199 to 630 and encodes 143 amino acids. The record is from RefSeq and is a predicted model, not a curated record. Gene Ontology annotation, cellular component: endoplasmic reticulum. Lineage: Eukaryota; Metazoa; Chordata; Lepidosauria; Squamata; Lacertidae. The transcript is spliced from 2 exons.